AUGUUGUGCAGUCAGGGGAGUGCAGGCUCACGACCUGGCCUUGCAACAUUAUCAGUCUUAGCUGGGGAUUCCAGCGAGAGCGUUGCAUUGGUUUUGGCUCUCCCACAGACAAAGACUGGAAUAGCAUUGCUGUAUAAUGAAGAGUCAAAUAAUUCUUAUGACAUUCGACUAAAUCUAACAAAAGAAAUAUUAACAAUUCAGAAACAAGACGUCAUUUGCAUCAGUGGAAGUGAAUCAAAUUCAAACCACAGAACUGUUACGCUUCGACGACAAGCUGUUGGGGGAUUGGGACUGAGCAUAAAAGGGGGUGCUGAGCAUAAAGUGCCUGUGGUCAUAUCAAAAAUAUUUAAAGAUCAAGUAGCUGAUCAAACAGGAAUGCUCUUUAUCGGAGAUGCAGUGUUACAGGUUAAUGGAAUUCAUGUAGAAAACUCUACACAUGAAGAAGUGGUUCACCUACUGCGGAGUGCCGGAGAUGAAGUUACCAUCACCGUUCAGUACCUCAGGGAAGCGCCAUCAUUUCUUAAGCUCCCGUUAGGUUCUCCAGGACUGUCAAGCGAUCACAGCAGUGGAAGAUCCUCCCCACUUUUUGACAGCGGUUUACAUCUAAAUGGAAAUUCCACGAACACAGCACCAUCAUCACCUUCCUCACCCACAACUAAUGAACCAAAGUAUGAGAAGCGCUGGCUCGACACCUUAUCAGUCCCUCUGCUGAUGGCUCGCAUCUCAAGAUACAAAGCUGGAACAGAUAAAUUAAGGCCUAACAGUUUUGAAGUGCUUGCCUUAGAUGGAGUGAGCACUGGAAUACUUCAGUUCUAUACAGCCCCAGAAAGCAAUGACUGGCUUCGAGCAAUAUCAACCAACAUCAGUGACCUAACGCUUCAAAAUAUGAAAAUGGCAAACAAGUGCUGUUUACCUAAUGACCAGGUUAUUCAUAUGGGAUGGGCCAGUGAAAGACUUCAAGGGACGGACUCUUCACAGCUAUACAAUUUCAAGUUUCUGGCACUAAAGGGCUCCUCUUUGUACAUUUUCAGCAUCCCCCCGGUCAGCACGUUAGACUGGGUGCGAGCUGAGACAAUCUAUAACCUCUGUGAGGUUCUCUUUAAGGUUCACAAGCUCCAGAUAGAAGAUUGCUGGCUGCAAGCAAACUUAUAUCUAGGCUUUCACCAGGACUGGGAGCUCCGAGACCAUCGGCCGUAUUGCUUCAGUGUCAUGGCUGGACAAGGCAAGAGCCACUACUUUAGUGUGGAACUGGGAAGCGAAUUGGCAGUGUGGGAGAAAUCUUUCCAAAGAGCCAUUUUUAUGGAAGUACCGAGGACAGGGUCCAAGACAUACUUGUGUAGCAGCCAAGGAAAGAUACUCUGCUUUACUAUUGAUUUUGGGACAGGCUUUACCUGCUUUGAAAAUGUCUCCAAGAAUGUUCUUUGGAUGUACAAGUUUUCACAACUGAAAGGAUCCUCUGAUGAUGGAAAGACACGGGUGAAACUUCUUUUCCAGAAUCACGAUACCAAACAGAUUGAGAUGAAGGAAUUGGAAUUCGCUGACCUCACUGCAGUUCUACACUGUAUACACUCUUUUAUAGCCGCAAAAGUGGCAGCUGUGGAUCCAGUAUUCAUUGACAGUCAGAGUGUUGCAAGAAAAUACAUGUACAGCAGCUAAAACCACGCAAUUUACAUUCUGGUAUUCCAAGAGAGAACUCUUUUAUGCACAUCACUAAUAUUUUUGUAUGAAACUGUGGUUACAAAAGAGUAUACAUUUAUCUAUAAAAAUUCAGAACCAAGAAAUAUUUUCGUCACUUUUGACUUGUAUUGGUUACUAAUAAGUACUGGUAUGUUGUAAUUUUGCUUGCACUUUAUUGUUAUCAGUAUUAAAAUUGACCAUGUUUGUGGUGAAAUAUGUAAAUGUCACUGCAGUUGUUGAGGAAGAAAUUACUUUCCAGCAUCUUAGUUAAGGUUCUAUAGUAGCAUAUGUAAUGGAAAUUAUCAUGCAAGACAGCACAAUACUCUCAUCUGUAAAAAGUGAGAUAAUAUCAGAUUGCAAGUUUUACAGUUUGUAUUGGUAAAGCCCUGUUCAAAGCUCUGUAUUUUUUUUUGUUUUGUUUUUUUUGUGCAACACAUUCUUUAUUAACUAUAUUUGCUACACUGCAGAUUUAAGCUGACAUUGUAUUAAUAAAAUAUACAAGGCCAUUUCCUUUCAGAUAUUUAGAAAUGCAGUUGGAUUUCUUCAUUGUGACUCAUGAUAUUCAUUAUAAUGUAGAGUGCAUUUUUUUUCCCCACUGCCCAAGAGUUCAAAUCAGAGGCCAGCCACUUAAUUUUAUUCCUUUUUUCAUCUAGCCCAGCCAUAUAAUUAGCUGAUGAUGAACCUCAGACCUGUGCCUUUCAUUUGGUCAUUCAAGUGCUUUCCUCUGGAACAA
Molecule: messenger RNA, 2410 nt
Organism: Acipenser ruthenus (sterlet)
Lineage: Eukaryota; Metazoa; Chordata; Actinopteri; Acipenseriformes; Acipenseridae
Product: gamma-2-syntrophin-like
Exons: 17
Coding region: 1-1656 (551 amino acids)
Cellular component (GO): intracellular anatomical structure; dystrophin-associated glycoprotein complex
Molecular function (GO): protein binding; structural molecule activity
Source: RefSeq, a predicted model, not a curated record